Messenger RNA from Austrofundulus limnaeus, 329 nucleotides. It is a transcript of the gene ndufb7, whose product is annotated as NADH:ubiquinone oxidoreductase subunit B7. NCBI's taxonomy places the organism in Eukaryota, Metazoa, Chordata, Actinopteri, Cyprinodontiformes, Rivulidae. Gene Ontology annotation, cellular component: mitochondrion; respiratory chain complex I. The record is from RefSeq and is a predicted model, not a curated record.
AAAUGGUAGCGACCCAGGAGCAGAUGCAGUUGGCCCAGCUGACCAUGGACCAGAGAGACUACUGCGCUCAUUAUCUGCUGAAGUUUAUGAAGUGUAAGAGGAACAAUUUUCCCAACCUCUGGGCCUGCAAACACGAGAAGCACGACUGGGACUACUGUGAACACCUGGACUAUGUGAUGCGCAUGAAGGAGUAUGAGAGGGAGARGAGACUCCGGAUGAGGAAGAAGAGAAUUGAAGCCAAAGCAGAAGCUGCAUGAUGAGAGCAUUUUCUGAAUGUGCUUCUUUGUAUAUACUGGUUAAUAACAAUAAACAAUAUUGUUUAAACUCUA